Ilyonectria robusta is the source of this 2025-nucleotide messenger RNA. RefSeq lists its product as uncharacterized. The record is from RefSeq and is a predicted model, not a curated record. NCBI's taxonomy places the organism in Eukaryota, Fungi, Ascomycota, Sordariomycetes, Hypocreales, Nectriaceae. The transcript has 2 exons. The coding region runs from base 1 to 1713 and encodes 570 amino acids.
AUGAGCAACGUCGACCCUCCGGGGCCUCGCCAGCCUCUCGAGCCUCUCGGGGUGCUCCACAUCCCUGGAGGCACCAUCACGUACGAGGCUGCCCGCAAGUGCGAGGACAACGUCAUCAUCGAACACCACCGAGGUGCCGAAACCCACGAACUCUUCAACCAUUUGUGGGUCGACCGCCACAAUGCCGAAGCCCUUGCAGUCCACCACGUUGGGCUCGAGCGCGGUACCAUCGCCCGGAUUGCCCCCCAGGAGCAUUGGCAGGUUGGCGACUAUCACAUCUGCUUCAUUGUUGAGGUCUACGACACGGUCCACGACAAUGUCCACAAGGUCCUCUUCAAGUGCUACAUCCCCUCCGCCUUCGGGGAGGACUUCUUCCCAAAGGCUCUUGAGGAGAAGAUGCGCAUCGAUGUUGGAUCUCAUGUCUGGAUGUCCGAGAAGUGCACUGAGAUUCGCAUUCCCUUCAUGUUUGGGUAUGGUCUACCCAACGGAGAGCAAUUUACCCAUGUAGCCCAGUUGGGUGAGGAAGAGCAGGAUAAGUACAAGUACAACCGGGAGUUCAUUCCCCGAUACAGCCCGGACGCCCUCAUGUCUCCCUACUACCCUCACGAAUGCGGGAACAAGCUGCCCGCUGGAUACGUCGUCGUGGAGUUGGUCGAUACUCCCGGGACCUGCAACCUCGCGGAUGUUUGGGAUCAGAUUGCAGAUGACCAGAUCCACCAGAUCAAAAUCUCUCACAGCAUUUCCAAACUGAUGCUCAGCAUCGCCAAGCAACCAAAGAACAGAAUCGGCUGUUUCAUCAUCAACAACAACUGUGUUGUUACCCUCAACAGCCGCCCUGUUAUGCACACCACGUCCGUCUUCCAGCGAAAGAAGGUUUCGCCGACCCGCCCCGGCGACGGCCCUUUCACCACGACUGAGGAGUUUGUUGAAAAGAUGCUGCAAAUCAAGGAUCUCGGCCUCGUCCAACAGCCCAACGGUUGCGCGACCGAGCAGGAGUGCCGCAGCCAGAUGGCCUACAGAGUCAUCCUUCGCAGCCUCAAGGACAACUUUCUCAAGCACGAUCUCGACGACGGGUUGUUCAUCCCUCAGCUGGCAGACCUCGACUUCCGGCACCUCAGAGUCGACAAAAACCUCAACAUCACUUGUCUCUUGGACAUCGAGUCGCUCUGUGUUCUGCCGGUGGAGACGUUCCAGGAGCCUCACUGGCUCCUUGGCCUCCACGUCCAGGACGCCGAAAACACCUACCAGUACAGCAACGCUCGCAGGUUCUUCAUGGAUUGCUUCAGACAGCAGGAGUUCUUGAUGGCCACGGAGACCACAAAGUUCCUCUCAAGGACACCGCACGUCUCGCUCCACGGCUGCAUGACCGACAUGUGGCACAGUAGGGGGUUCUGGUUCAUGGCCAGCAUCAUGUCCCCAACCAGCAUGUACGACCAGGCGUACAACGAGAUGCUCACCAGGUUCUCCACCCUCUCUUUCCGAGAGAUUGAGGAGGUUCGUGCCUCGCUCUGGGGCGACUCCCGAGCUGUGCUCGACAAGAUGAAUGCCGAUCGCGAGGCAUACCUUGCUCAAGUCGACGUGAUCUUUCGUCGUGCCCCCGGGGAUACCUCCCCCGAUGCCUCGGAGGAUGUGCGUGGGGGUACCCUCUCCCAUGUGUCUGAGGAGGCCCUCUCUGAGGCUCUCUCUGGUAUCUCCAUGGAUGCCUCGGAAUAGAUGUUCCAAUCUCCCCGCCAUGCUUCUUCUCUUGAAGGAUGAUCCCAGGUUUCGAUAGCCCGUUUAGGUAGGAGUCAACGCUCGGCUUAGGCCGACUCAACAAUCAGCAGUAGAAUUCUUUGAGAAUUCAUUGGGAGGUGGAUGGUAUCGAAACACGGGAUCGGAUGGAUGAAGAGUGAAUGGGUGGUGGAUGGAUUGAGUGUGGUUUCAUUUUGUUCGCAAAGUUUUGUUUUUCAGUGUGAAGUUGUCCUCAGUUUACCCCCAGCCUCAGAAAAUCUCCAGGGUGGACGGAGUGUGAUUCGCACGCACGGG